Messenger RNA from Nezara viridula (southern green stink bug), 1123 nucleotides. The record is from the annotation of a GenBank genome assembly. NCBI's taxonomy places the organism in Eukaryota, Metazoa, Arthropoda, Insecta, Hemiptera, Pentatomidae.
GUUCAUGAAACGAUUAGUCCUGUUAGAUGCGAAAUGAUUUUGCUUUAUGCUGUGUUUCUGAUGUGCUUUGUAAUAAUUAAGACUGAUCGUAGACAACCAUUCACCUUAUGGCGAGCGGCAGAUCUUCAGGCGUCUUCAACAGAUCCGAAGAAAUCACAUCCUAAUCCAAAUCAAAAUAUACGAAGAAAACCACGCUCAGUAACUCGGUGUAUCAGCCCUCAAACUAAUUUUUUUGAAAGUAAAAAGAUCCGAAAUGGAACUCUGCUUUUCAACUGCAAACCGCCGACUCCUUACUGUAACUUCGAAAGGAAUUUAUGCGUCAGUAGUAUUCUGACGAAAUUCAAAUGUGAUGAUGUUUCAGACGGGCAUUAUCCACACAUCGCCGAUUGCAGAGGAUCUAUGAUCUGCAGAGGAGGAAACAAUAUCGAUCAGCCUUGUUCCGACGAUACGUCUUAUGAUUACAAAACAAAAAAAUGUAUAGGAGGGAAAAGAAUAUGUGUAAUACCAAACUGCGUUAAUAAAAGCGAGACAUAUGUAAGACAUCCUGCCGAGCGAAAUUUAUUUGUAUUAUGCAUCGCUGGAAUACCUUCAUCAUUGUACAUCUGCCCUCCCGGAUACUUGUUUUCUCCUAACAAAACCCAACCCUGCGAAUUCAUAUGCUUCCAGGCUGGCUUAUUUCCUGAUGUCUAUGAUGAAACAAAGUAUAAUCGAUGUUCUCGUACUGCAUAUGGUUUAAUAAGAACAUCGGUUUUUUUGGGAUCCAAUAACACUGACUACUAGACGUUACAGAGCCUCUUAAGAUAAAAAGCAUGGUGUUUACCAAUGCUUUAUGACAUAUAGUAAGACUAUUGGUUUUGAAAGAAGAAAUCAAUUUUACUAGUGCUGAGAUAAUGAUGAGAAGAAACAGGCUUUUCAUGAUGAUUAGCAAAAUAUGUAUAUAGACAUGUGAUUAUUUUAUGUAAAAUACAAAGAAAUGUUUUGUUUUACAAAUUUGAAAAUUGUGAAAAUCAAAUUAAAAACCUGAAAAUAAACUAAAAGUAUAUCUUUAUAAUUUGUUAAAUGUAAGUUUUAAUAAUUAAAAGAGAAAAAAAUGAAUUUAACUUGAAGUAAUGCUUGUUUUUAU